UCACCUAGUAGAUUCCGGACAGAGGGCAGUCUUUAAGACCCAGCGACUGUAUUUGUCUGAAGAGGAAAUGUUGCUUUUUGACAGAUGAGAGAAAUCCCCUUAGUGCUGGCUGUGGGAAGGGAGAAGUGAAGUCAGUCACCUGGUGGUGAAGGCCAGUAAAACAGCAAAGCGGGAGGAAAAUUGCUGUCUCCCUCUCUCCUCUCUCCCUCUUUUCUCUCUGUGGGAGCAACCUCCUAUUCUCCCAACUCUUUUAGCAUAACCUUCAAAGGAGAACGGUCCCUUCAGACUUUAUUACCGUCCUUUCCCCACUGAGAGAAUACCUCUUAGCUACAAGACAUUUUUUAAGUCUAUGCAGGACUUCGGGGAUUCAGUUAUCUUGCCAGGGAAAAUUGAUGAUUGCUAAUGUCUGGGACUCACAGCGUGCUAAAUUAGCUACCAGAGUAUGCCUGACGGAGGAAGGCUUUUAUCACAUACUCUUCUCUCCAGUUUGAACACAUUUGCUUGAAUUUUGCCGCAUGAUGCUGUCCAGGGAAGCAGCUUUUUUUCUUGGGAUGCAGCAACUCGCUGGUUUCUAAGCUUAUUGCAGAAGAAGAAAUAAUCUGAAAUAGAGUGGAAUUUUUUCCCCCCUCCUCUGCUGGAUUCGACUGAGCCGUGUUGGACCGCGGAAAAGAUCACCUGUCCCUAAAUCUUUGAAGAAGUAAAACAAAGUGAAUUACCAUUAGUAUUUAUUUAUUUAUAUCAUUUUUUUAAAACCGGCGGAGGCGGCGAGACCACGGAGAAUGAGACUGAGAGAAGCUGCCGGGGCUUGGAGGAGGAUAAAGCUGAGUUUCAGCUGGAAACUAAAAGACUAGAUCGGUUCGGGGAGCAACUUGACCGGUUCCUCUCCACUUCCUUUAGUUUCGCUCCAUGGAUAGAUCCACGGACCUGGACAUCCAGGAGCUCAAGAUGACACGAGAACAAUAUAUACUAGCAACACAACCGAACAGCCUGCCGAGAACUGAAAAUGCACAACUUUACCCUGUGGGGAUUUAUGGAUGGCGAAAGAGGUGCUUAUACUUCUUUGUCCUUCUGCUGUUGGUUACCAUGAUAGUUAACUUAGCCAUGACAAUAUGGAUAUUGAAGGUUAUGAAUUUCACCGUGGAUGGUAUGGGGAAUCUGAGAGUCACCAAGAAGGGAAUCCGACUUGAAGGUAUAUCUGAGUUUCUACUUCCAUUGUAUGUGAAAGAAAUUCAUUCCCGAAAGGACAGUCCAUUGGUCUUACAGUCUGACAGGAAUGUAACAGUGAAUGCAAGAAACCACAUGGGGCAGCUCACUGGACAGCUGACAGUCGGAGCUGAGGCUGUGGAGGCGCAGUGUAAAAGAUUUGAAGUAAGAGCAAGCGAAGAUGGCAGGGUGCUGUUCUCUGCAGAUGAAGACGAGAUAACGAUUGGGGCUGAGAAGCUAAAGGUUACAGGAACUGAAGGAGCAGUAUUUGGGCACUCUGUGGAAACACCUCAUAUCAGAGCAGAGCCAUCCCAAGACCUCAGGCUUGAAUCACCAACCAGAUCCUUGAUAAUGGAAGCUCCACGAGGGGUCCAGGUGAGCGCAGCCGCAGGUGACUUCAAGGCUGCCUGCAGGAAGGAACUGCACUUGCAGUCUACAGAAGGGGAGAUUUUUCUAAAUGCAGAUACAAUCCGGCUAGGAAAUCUACCAACCGGUUCCUUCUCUUCUUCACCCAGCUCCUCAAAUUCUCGACAGACAGUGUAUGAACUGUGUGUCUGCCCCAACGGCAAACUCUACCUUUCUCCAGCUGGGGUAGGCUCCACCUGUCAGUCCAGUAGCAGCAUUUGCUUGUGGAGCUGAAGCGACUGAUUUCUCCUCACACCAGAAUAGCCUUUUGUUCCCGUCCGUCUGCUUCACAGUUUUGCUCGGUUUCCCGUGUGAUCAGUGCAGAGCUUCUUCAGCCGGACCACAGAGCAAACCGGUCCAGGAUCAGCAGGGAUUGGCGCCCACCUUCUCCUGAUUCACCUGACUCAACACCGUGGGACUGACUCGGCCUCGGGAGAAGCAUCUUCAGCAGGAAACCUGGAUCAUGACAUUUGCUCGAAAAGGAGAAUAACUUAGGUGCCUUUGCUACGCGGAGUGAAGCACACAGUUUUAGAUUUUUGCAGAACCUGGCUACGAACUGCGCACGAACACAUUACCAGAUGAAAUUCCCAAAUCCAAUGGUGACAUGAAACGCUGACCCCCGUCAGAAGACUAAUUCUGCAGUCCGAAAGCACAAUUUUCCAUUCAUCUUUUUUGGACGUAAACUUUUAUCCCCGAAUUUUAAAAUUUUGAAGCAUUAUGUAAUGCUUGCUUUACUAAAAAAUUAAAUUCAAUACAUGGUUUUUAACUAAAUGAAACAAGACAUGACAGAGUCCCUGAGUUGUUUUUGUUUCUUUAAAUUCAGUGUGUUGGUACUCUUUGUCUACUAAGCCUGGAGUUUUGUACAUUAGAUAAUUUUGAAAGCUCUCAGCAAUAUAAUAUUUACGAAAUUAACACAAACGCCAUUAUGCUCUCAUUUGUCAGAUCUGAAUGGCCUUCUAUUUAUGUGGCUAUUGCAUGUGACACAUUUGCUUUUAACAAAACAUCGAAACAAUUGCAAUAUAAGAUAGGAGGGAUAUACUUACAGUGUGGAACCCAUUGGUUAUUCGUUAAUAAUUCACAUGGUGUCCUUUACCCUUAGGUUUUAAUAAUACUUUUUUGCUUGCUCCAUUUACAUUAAACUCUUUUUAUUUUUAACUGCUAAAGUUAAACCAGCCUCUAAUUAAAUGCUAAUGUUAUACAUAAUGCUGAGAACGGGUUCACUUUCCACGGGGACAUCAACUUCAAAUUAAGUAUCCUUCUUUAAAUUCAGGUUCAUAUUUAAGAAGGUUAGAAAUUAAAUUAUAAAUUCCAGAAAAGGAAAUGGUCAAAAGACAAGGGUUCAGCAGAGUGUUGGAUGAGUGCUUUCUCCGUUUAGGAAUCUAGUCACGCCUCUGUUCCUUGACUGUUAACAUUUAGUCACUUCUAUUAGACUGUUAAGUUACCAUGACAUCAUGAACCAUAGCUCUUUCCAUUCUCCGCUGUUCAUUUUUAUUACCAAGUUCCCAAUAAAUAAUUCCAGAAGAUUAUAGAUUUGUUCAUUACAGUACUCUUAAUCUCAAAUUAUUGAACCCGACAGAAUACAAGAAUGUAAACUUGUAUUUUAGAUUUCCUAGUUUGGGAACCUGACUUGGUGACUAAAAGGUAAGUCUUUAAUUUUCCCAUUAUUCCCACCUGGUACCUGUGCACACCAUUAACAGCUGUGUGGAAGUUGCACUUCAGGGCUCUGUGAUUGUAGAAUCUUUGAAAUUCUGUCCUCUGUAGCUGAGAAUGAAGCAAAAGAUUGAAACAUGUUGAUAUAAUUUGGUUUGCAAGUAUUAGAAAAUUGGGGCAAAUAUUAGUAAAUUGGGUAUUGCAACGGGCAAAGUGACCUCUUUGUCCAAAGUUAUCUCGUUUGGGUUCCUAGCACUUCUAGUAACAGGCAAAGCUCCCUAUCACUGAGCACAUUCCACAUUCUGCAGAAGUCUCUGUAAGGUAUUUCACUCUGAUCAUUCUUAAAGUAGUAUUGGACUUGUCCUUUGGGGUUAUUAUAUAAGUCUGUAAACUAAAAUCAAAAUAAAAGUUGAGGUAUAUAAUUGCUUGAAAAGUCAUAAUGAAGAGCUUAAUUCAUUUUUAACAAAAUUUAAUAUAUGAAGUUCACACAUUAGUCUUCACGAAAGAGUCUCACAGUAUCUAAGACAAGACGUUUGAGAGUCAUGGAUGCUGAUCACUGUGUUAUGUGGAGAAGACAGUGGGCAUUAAUUUGGGACAUACCAGGGUUUUAGCCAUGCUAAAUUAAAACAAUUAGAAAAUUUCCUAAUCAAAGGAUGUUAAUGAUUGCAAUUCAUAAUCCUCCCUAUUUCUAAAGUCUUUUACUAAUCAAUUAAGCUGAGUUGGGCAAUCUGAGACUAUCUCUAGGCUUCAGUUUAAAAUGAACACUUUACAAACAAUAAAAAUACCGAAUCAAACAUCCUCUGAAGGCUUUUUCUAGCACUAACAUGUUCUAAGAACAUAUAUUUCAAAAGGUAAAAGGGAACACUGAGAAUUUAUAUGCAUACCACAAGAUGCCAAGAGUGAAGGGUGGUGAGAAAAAGGAGAAAAGAAACAAAUUAUAAGUUGGAAAUGGUGGCUCACACCUUUAAUUCCAUCCAGCACUUGGGAGGCAGAACAGGAAGAUUUGUGCGAGUUUAAGGCCUGGGUGGUCUGCAGAAGGAGAUCCAGGAUAGCCAGGCCUAUUCAGAGAACAUGUCUCAAAAAUGAAGCAGAAAACAAAACACACACACACACACACACACACACACACACACACACAAAGUAAGAAGAAAGGCUGGUAAAAAUUUCAACUUAAUGAUAUUCUGCAAAGUACAGACAUGAAAGUAUAUAAACUUGGGACAUUCAGAAUGUUGUUCAAAUACUUGUUAAAUAUAAAAGAUAGAAUGCUAUAGAUGACUUCCUUCUACAAUACUAAAUGAAUGACUUGAAUUGGUUGCUUCACUGUUGUAGUUUCUUCAGGUACAAUAAUCUCAAAGUUUAAGCAUUUAUUAGAGGCUUAGAAGAUAAAAUAUAAAGUCUUUGAAUUUCUAAGAGAGAAUCAUUGUUUCUUUGACAACAAAAAGUUCCAGGAGCUGAAGAACAAAUUUAUUCAUUGCUUUCCAAAUUCAGUUUUACAGACCAAAUGUGCAUAAACACACACAGGUUAUGGGAUUGGCUUGAAACCAGUUUAAGGGGGUUCGAAUCCUUCCUUUCUUAUUUAACUUUUACAUAG
Messenger RNA from Peromyscus maniculatus bairdii (prairie deer mouse), 4849 nucleotides. RefSeq names its product sarcoglycan zeta (gene Sgcz). The record is from RefSeq and is a predicted model, not a curated record. Lineage: Eukaryota; Metazoa; Chordata; Mammalia; Rodentia; Cricetidae. Gene Ontology annotation, biological process: cardiac muscle tissue development; heart contraction. Gene Ontology annotation, cellular component: sarcoglycan complex; sarcolemma.